AUGCUCGCUUUGCGAACAGUUUCCUCUGCAUCCGAGAGGAUUGCAUUCCUCGCUGCAGAAAAAGUCAAAGCGGACUGGGAGUCUCACUUCCUUUCCUCGCUCAAUGCUCGACCUGGAUCUACGAAACUAGAUCUGUACCAGCUUGUCUCAGCUAUUCAAUUCGCUGGCUUCAUGUUCUCUAAUGAAGCAGUUUUCACCAUGUUCAAAAAGUUAGAUACUGACGGUGAUGGUUACAUUACCAAAUCGGAGUUCAUGAGCUCUGUUACCUCUCCGUACUCGGCGACGGUCCUCUUUGACGCCUUUCAAAAGGCGGACUCCAACAGGCACUCGACUCUCAGUCCGGGAGAGUUUUAUAAAGCCCUUGUAUCUCUCGGUGUCUACGACAUCACCGAGAUUGGUGCAGCUCAGCUUCUCAAACGCAAAGUUCCGGGAGUUACUUCGGCCGACUUUGAUCUCUUCGUCAAGCUUACUGCACCCAUGCUUCUCUUCAUGCACCGUCAGAUUCCCUUGCCAACCGUGGCCAGCUGGGAUGAGCAUGUUCUGUAUACCCAUUACAUGUUUGGUGUCAUGGGGGCUGCGCUCUAUUCCUCAUUACCUAAACCACCGAGCAGCUACUUUGAUGCCGCUACUAUGAACAACACCACCUCAAUUUUUCUUCCUCUGGUGUAUCAGCUUCAGAAGACUGGGACGGAGAGGUUGGUCGAUGUGAUUACAAUGGGAUGUCUUGUAGCUUGGGGUGUCACCUUCCACUACUCACUCAAAUUGAGAGGAAAGACACGUAAGUGGUUGAUUGAUGUCCUUUCAAUGGCAUUUGCUUUCUUCUAUAUUGUGAUAAUGAUGUAUGCACUAAACAAAGACCUAAUCGUUGUUUUUGUCAUUGGUGUUUUGGCUUGUGUUGGUCUUUUGUGGAAGAAAGAAGACUAA
This is a messenger RNA of Microthlaspi erraticum, 924 nucleotides long. Lineage: Eukaryota; Viridiplantae; Streptophyta; Magnoliopsida; Brassicales; Brassicaceae. The record is from the annotation of a GenBank genome assembly.